Messenger RNA from Hordeum vulgare subsp. vulgare (domesticated barley), 1194 nucleotides. RefSeq names its product transcription initiation factor IIA subunit 1-like. The record is from RefSeq and is a predicted model, not a curated record. Gene Ontology annotation, biological process: transcription by RNA polymerase II; transcription initiation at RNA polymerase II promoter. Gene Ontology annotation, cellular component: transcription factor TFIIA complex. NCBI's taxonomy places the organism in Eukaryota, Viridiplantae, Streptophyta, Magnoliopsida, Poales, Poaceae. The transcript has a single exon. Bases 70 to 1029 code for a protein of 319 amino acids.
CCGAUCAGCAGCCCGCCUCGCCGCCCACGCAAACCCUAACCCUAGGCACGCACCUCCCGCUCCAACGCCAUGGCCAGCGGCAACGUCUACACCUCCGUCGUCGACGACGUCGUGGCCAAGGUUCGUAAGGACUUCAUAGCCGACGGCGCUGGCGAGGCCGUCCUCAACGAGCUCCAGGCUCUUUGGGAGAUGAAGCUGCUGCACUGUGGCGCAACCUCGGGCACAAUCGGCCGCAACAGGGCUCCCCCCGCCGGAGCGCCCGCUGGUGCCGGCGCGACUCCGCCCGUCCACGACCUCAACGUGCCCUACGAGGCCACGUACGAGGAGUACGCCACCCCAACCGCCGACCUGCUCUUCCCACCGACCCCGAUCCAGACACCACUUCCAACUGGGGUUGAUACGGGGUCGUGGGACUAUGCCCCAUCGCCGAUCAGUGACAUGAGGAACGGGUUGUUGAUGGAUCUGGCUGAUCCAAGAACUGGCCGCCCUAGCCCUUUCAUGCAACCUCCAUCGCCCUGGAUGAAUCGGAGACCGCUCGGGGUUGAUGUCAACCUUGCUUUUCCUUAUGAUGAGGAGAGCCGUGCGAUGCCGAUGACCAAGAAUUUUCUGAUGAUGUCUUCAGGAAAACGGAAGAGGGAUGAAUAUCAUUCUGGUUCAUUGUUUGUGCCACAACAGGAUGGAUGUGCAGACCAGGUUUUCUUCCCAGGAGUUCCAACCGAAGACUACAAUACCCAUGGGGAAUCGUCGGAAUAUCGAUCUCCCACGCCUGCUGUUGCAACACCAAAGCCAAGAAACGAUACGGCGGGUGGUGAUGAUGAUGAUGAUGAUGAACCUCCUCUUAAUGAAGACGACGAUGACGACGAUGAUGACACAGAUGAUUUUGAUGACACGCAGCACCUCGUCCUUGCACAGUUUGACAAGAUAACAAGGACAAAGAAUCGCUGGAAGUGCACAUUGAAGGAUGGAAUCAUGCAUUUGAAUGGCAGAGAUGUUCUAUUCAGCAAGGCUUCAGGAGAGUUUGAUUUUUGAAAGAAAAAAAAUCAUGGUAAAAAGAAGAUAUGUUAGGUGCCUGCUGUAUCUACUGUUUUAAGGUGGUGACAAAAUAGUACUGGAGUUGUGGCGAGUUUGGCACUAUGAACGUGUGUAGUGUUUUCAUGUUGAGGUUUGCUUCACCCAGUUGGUUGGUUUACCAUA